This is a messenger RNA of Nicotiana attenuata, 1382 nucleotides long. RefSeq lists its product as uncharacterized. The coding region runs from base 220 to 1209 and encodes 329 amino acids. The transcript has 2 exons. The record is from RefSeq and is a predicted model, not a curated record. NCBI's taxonomy places the organism in Eukaryota, Viridiplantae, Streptophyta, Magnoliopsida, Solanales, Solanaceae.
CAAAAAGAGAGCUAGCAUAUCCUUGAUUCUCAGAAAAUAUCACAGUAGAAUCUUUCCUUAAUUGGCAAAAACAACCUUUUCUUUCUCCAGCUGUCCAUUAGUCUUGUUUCAGUCAUCACACAUAUAGUAGAAACCAGAACAUUAUUGAAGUUUUUGAAAUUUACUCUCUCACUCUUCACACAUAGUAGAAAGAGGUUUGAAGAAAAAAGUGAAAACAAUAUGGUAUCAACAAGGUUAAGUUUGGCCAGAAGAAGUUCUCUUCAACUACAACCAGCAACUACCUCAUCAUCUCCAACACUACAAGAAUGUUGUUACAAGAAAAAAAGGAAUUCCAUCAAAGUCUCUGGGCUUUCCAUGGCCACGGAAGCUCCAGCAGUUCCUUCACCUCCUGUGCCAUCAAAGGAGUCAAAUGGAAAUACUCUUUUGCAAUUAUCGACGAGCACAUUUGCUCCUAUGGUACCAUUGGGAUCAACCAAUGAUCGGCCUUUGCUAAUUCCUUGUGAUGAAGAGGAAGAACAGAGAGAGACAAAGUUAAAGCUAAAUCCUUUAUCACGACUGAAGCAACCAAGAAAAGCACAUACUGGAGUAAAUGAAUAUUCUCCUCAAAUGGAUGAAAUUUCGAAGAAAAUGGUUAUUGAUGUCAAGUCUAUGUUGGUGUCUAAGCUCAUUUAUGGGACGAGUAACGUGAAUGACAUGGUUACUUUUGCCAAUGGUGCUUUCAGCACGUUGAAUUGGCUCGGUGCUGAUUAUAGUUGUUUCUACAAAGCUGUGGAGGAUUUGAUUUCUCAUAAAUAUGAUUUGCAAGUUGCAGAGAGAAAAGGAGCUAUGCUGACUUUUUCAGAAUUGGAGAAGAAAUAUGAAGAGGUUGUUAUUAGUGCUGAUGAUCUUGAAGAGACGAUCAUUUGUACUCAAGCUAAACUAAAAACGGCCAAGGAGAAAAAGGAACAUGUGAAGAGACAAAUUGAGAAGGGAGAAGAAGUAAUCCAUAGAUUGAAAGAAGUGGUUGCUCAUAUUGAACAUGAUGACGAACAUCUGAAACACGAUGAACAAAAAUAUAAAGCAGCACAUAAGACUGCACAAGUCGAGGUAGAAAAACUUGGUGCUCAAAUGGAGGCAGCUAGAGUAAUGCAGAAGGAAAUUGAUGAGUGUAAGAAUGCAGCUCUCGAAGGCAUUUUAUCAGCCACUCGACGCCUUCAGUGUAUGGAUUGAGCUCCUCAUCAUACCUGCAGAGACUAUUUUGGAUUGUUUUCUGAUUUCAGUUGCUCUAGGCUCUAGCAACAGACAGCUCUAUGUAGUAGGAUUCUCUUUAAAUUUCUUACAAUUUGAACUUGUAGAAUGAUCAGAUUGCUUUCUUUUACUUAUCAACUUAUUAUUUCGCUUUU